AUGGCUCCAGCCACUACACGCACGAAGCAGAAACUGAACAAGCCGACGAAGCCUGCCAAGGAGCCUAAGAAGACGACCACUAGACUGAUCCCCAUAACGAAGGCCAAGACAGCAGUCACCAAAUCAACUCCCAAACCAAUCGCCGCCCUCGCUCCCAGAGCAGAAGGACCACCGGAUCAGCAACUUGCCUCCAGUCUAAGUUCCCACAAGGCGACUCCAGCGUUGACUUCCACUUCCAGCAAACCCAAGGGCAUAUCGUCCAAGUCAGACCCAAACAUUUCACUGAGAAUGGAUACCUCUGCGAGAAACGCCAAGAAACAGAUGGUGAGAAAGGAUGUCGCUCGUGCCAAGGAGAGAUCCAACUCGCCAUUACCGCUGGCCAGAGGAUCGACAAAUGAGACAAAGACACUCGCGUCCGCAAACGGAUUGGGGAUGGGAAUGAGGGAGUAUAUUAGAAGGAUGAAUAGCAAAACCGCAUCGUCGAUGACCAGAACACAGCACACUAGGCGUAGGAACAACGCGGGUGAUGCCGAGAGAACCUCAAGGGAAGAGGAUGUGGAGAUGGUUGAUCGCAGGGGUGAUGGAGAAAGUCAACAGCAAAGGAAGAAGCAGAGGGAGAAAGCACAGCAACUGCACAUGGCGCAGGGGAAGCCCGGGGACAAACUGCAAAAGAGGGGACAGGAUAAGGAGGAGGAGAAUGAUGAUGAUGAUGAUGAUGAGGAGGAGGAGGAGGAGGAGGAAGAGGAGGAAGAAACCACUGGCGACGUUAAUGAUCUCCACAUGGACGACGGGGGUGUCCAGGCUGAUGGAGACGGAGAUGUCUCGAUGGAGGAGGCAGACAAUGACGAGAAUGGUGGACAGAAAACGCUCGAUGAUGAAAUCGAUGAUCUUGACAUGGACGACGGCAGUGUCGAGGUGGAUCGAGAGGGCAAUGUCACAAUGCAUGAUGGGGAAGAUGGGAACCAAACGCUUGGUUUUUCCUUUCAACAAGAUCUGGACGAGGAUGGGGAAGAUGCGGAUAUGGAGGAGGAGAUUGAAGCAGAACCUGAAGAUACGGAUAUGAUUCCCGAAAGCGAGAGGGAAGAUGAAGGCGGCGAUGGCGGCCAGUUGGGUGUUGAGGAAUGGGGCGAUGUGGAACGGGGUGAAGUCGCAACGCCAGGGAGUGCAAUUGAUGAAGGAGAGGACGAGGAGGAAGUUGUGAAAGAGGAGGACGAGGAAAGCGAGAAUGAGCCAGAGAUUGAACAAGAGUGGGCAGCCGAUGGAGGGGCCGAAGGCGGAGAGGGAGGAGGUGAGGAAGGAAGAGCGGAUGGAGAAGAAGGUCGAGAGAUGGAGGAGAAGGGAGAUAGCGAGGAAGAAGAUGAAGAAGAGGGAGAUGACGAAGGAGUCGAGAAGGAAGGAAGCGAAUACGAGGGUGAAGAGAUCGAGGUUGAGGAAGAAAGUACUGGAGAUCCGGCAGAUGAAAAUGCAAGUGCAGACGCAGAUCCACCUGCACCUGCACUUGCACCAGCACAUGCUGAAGAGGAGGUCACGUCAACCGGAGAGGAAGUAAACAACGACUUCGCAACAAAAACCCCGGCACCAACAGCGGAAGAAGGAGAGAACACUCGAAUUUACAACAAAGUCAAGGAGCUGAUUCAAAACGUCCCAUCAAGGCACUUCGUCUACUGCAGAACGCUCGACAAGGAUGAUGACAGAAAACAUCUGGCCUUCAAGGCUUACGAUGUUCAGGGGAACAUGGAAAGGUUCAACACGGAGACUUUGCAGAACAGCGCGGAGCACCUUGGUAGGCUCAUUGAAAUAGCCAGGGGGAUUUAUGAGAAGGAAAACGGCUGGGAGUUUGGCCAUCUCAAGCGUGACUGUGCCUUCCCGAUGCCUGCACAGGUGCAAGAGAGAAGGACCGAGAAGAAGAAAGGCACGAAAGCAAAAAAGGAACAAGAGCCAACACACAAAGGCCUUGUCACGAUUGCUGAUAGUGGUACUUGGGAAGAUGAUGAUUCUAAUCAUGGGAGGCAAUGGGCCAGGUAUAUCCAGGAUCUGGCGAACGAGGCUGCAGAUAUCCUAGGGCCGUCACCCACAGUCAGAUUCAAGCCACAUCCAGAGUUCAUGUGGGUAUGGACGGAGAAGAGUUUGUUUCCUGACUACGACUUAAGGCUAAACAAUCCACCCGAGAAGUAUGCUGGCAGACUGCUGGUCAUUCUAGCCGGUCUCGAGCACCAAGACGGCGAGUUUGCGUUCAGCUGCGAGAACAGGUGCCAUUACUUUGAUCCAAAGACGAAGCCAUGCCUCAUUGCCACAUUGGGUGAGAGUGGGGCCUUUGUCAACACGCUUCCUCUGACCUCUGGCUACCGCAUUGGUUUAGUAUACCAACUGCAUUUCACCAACAAGGAAAUGAUAAAACAGAAUACGGCCUACAAUACAGUCAAGUAUCUCAACGACUACGAGAAAAGAUUUCUCGACGGGCUCAAAACAUGGCGUAACAGAUUCCAAAACCAUGAGGCCAGCAAGCAAAAUGGGAUUCACUGGAUGGUAUAUUAUAUCCUGAAGAAGCAAUCACUUGAUAGCCCCAAAGCAUUCGACCCGCCUGCCGAUCUGACCCCGGCGCAGAAACUGCAGCUGACCUGGCUUUACAAACUUUGCGGACAAAUACCAGGGAAGCGCAUCGGAGAUAAAGUUUACAACGAGCCGCUACUUGUUGAUCUGGCGGUACUCUCUUGCAGAACUUAUGAAAAGAAGAAGAAGGAUGGGAAAACUGGGGAGCGUCCGGGAUUUGAACUUGAAUGGACGGCAGAUGCGGAUUGUAUUGAAAAUGAUGAAUGGGAGCCCGACGACAGCGCGGAUGGAAUAGAGGUAAAGGCUGAGGAAAUCAUCAACUUUGAUGAUUUCGGGUCGAGCGGUAAAGAUCAGUAUCUGUGCUUCAGGCUGAACAUCGCCUAG
Sordaria macrospora k-hell is the source of this 2934-nucleotide messenger RNA. RefSeq lists its product as uncharacterized. NCBI's taxonomy places the organism in Eukaryota, Fungi, Ascomycota, Sordariomycetes, Sordariales, Sordariaceae. The record is from RefSeq and is a predicted model, not a curated record.